GACUAACCGAUAUCGACCGGCAAUUCUGCUUAAUCGCUCUUUCACAUGAAAAAACCUUUUUUUGUUUCAUACAAACUUUGUCAUUGUGCUUUUUCUUCAAAUCUACAUUAUGCUUUUCAGAAAUCAACUCGUACUUAUACAUCUGCAUCUGAAUUUAAACCAAGUACAUUUUUUAGAACAACUUCACCUGUUCUUUUAGAGAAUCAGGAGCUAAAUAAUACUCGUCAUGUUCUUGAGAAAGCUUUAAAUCCAAAUAAAAAGAACGAAUUUCUCAUUAAAUGCACAGAAUUUGAUGCAACGGGUUGUGUAAGGGUUGUAUCAGGUGAAUUUAAAAAAAUAGAUCUUUGUCUUAAGGUAAGAAUGUUAAAAAAUUGAUUAAAAAGCGAAAAUGUGAGAAAAAAAAGCUAAAAGAGAUUGUAUUAAGUUGAAUAUAUACUAAAACAAGUGUUUAGCAUGGAUUAAUGCCUCGUGAUCUAAGAAAGAUCGAUACAGGUGCUCAAUCACUUAUACCAUCUAUUUUAGUACGCAAAAAUUCUAUUCUUGUUAAUUUGUUACAUAUUCGAGCGCUUCUUAAAGCAGAUUCAGUGCUAUUAUUUAACGCAUAUGGGAGCACUGAUACGCAUACGCAGAGUGUAUUUAUGUAUGAUUUAGAAGGUAAACUUCGUCAAGGAAGUAAAGCAAUAGGUGGAUUACCAUAUGAAUUUAGAGCGUUAGAAGCUAUUUUAAUUAGUGUUUCUACUGCAUUAGAUGAAGAAAUGAAAUUUUUGAAUUCUUUAGUAAAAGAUGUAUUAUUACGACUUGAAGAAGAUGUCAAUCAUCAGCAUAUCAAAAAUUUACUUACAUAUUCAAAAAAAGUAACAGUUUUUGAACAAAAGGUAACGUUAAUACGAAAUACAUUAAAUGAGAUUUUGGAUCAAGAUGAGGAUUUAGCAGCUAUGUAUCUUACAGAAAAAUAUCAAGGAAAAACACGUCCACUUGAUCAACAUGAUGAAAUAGAACUACUUCUUGAAUCAUAUUUAAAACAGACAGAUGAAAUUGUUCAAUCUGUGAAUAAUUUGGUUUCUAAUAUUAAAAACACUGAAGAAAUUGUAAAUAUUAUUCUUGAUACAAACCGAAAUGCAUUGAUGCAGAUGGAGCUAAAGAUAUCCGUAUUAACACUUGCUACUAGCUCGGGUGCCAUUGUUACUGGAUUAUUAGGUAUGAAUUUAAAAAAUUUCAUGGAGCAUUGGUCAUACGCAUUUCCCAUGAUAUCCUCUCUUGCGCUUGCUGUAGCUACAAUCGUUGGAACUCUUGGUUUAAAAAAAAUUAAAAAAAUUCAAAAACUUUCUUUAUGGGGAAAAGAACAAACGUUCAUUAAAUAUAGAGAAUAGCAUAUUAUAUUUGCAUUUUAUCAUCAUAUUAAGCCUACAUUUUAU
Messenger RNA from Pneumocystis carinii B80, 1415 nucleotides. RefSeq lists its product as hypothetical. The record is from RefSeq and is a predicted model, not a curated record. Gene Ontology annotation, biological process: mitochondrial magnesium ion transmembrane transport. NCBI's taxonomy places the organism in Eukaryota, Fungi, Ascomycota, Pneumocystomycetes, Pneumocystales, Pneumocystaceae. The transcript is spliced from 6 exons. Gene Ontology annotation, cellular component: mitochondrial inner membrane. Gene Ontology annotation, molecular function: magnesium ion transmembrane transporter activity. The coding region runs from base 462 to 1370 and encodes 302 amino acids.